This is a messenger RNA of Danio rerio (zebrafish), 1595 nucleotides long. Its product is annotated as protein NLRC3-like. The record is from RefSeq and is marked validated. NCBI's taxonomy places the organism in Eukaryota, Metazoa, Chordata, Actinopteri, Cypriniformes, Danionidae.
AGAGUUAGCGUUUAGCUAUGUUUACUUAACAGAAUCGAUCCUUCAAACGUAUCUUAAAAUGUUUACAAGAACUGUUUAUGAACACUUCAUGAGAAACUUAUAGUUACCUGAAGGAAAAGAAACAGUAGUAGGUCAAACUUUUCAGAUCGGUCAUGGACGACACACAAACAUCUGGACAUCAAGAAUGUUUUCCAGCAUGCAGUCCAGAAGCAGAGCCCAGCUGUGUGUCUAUGAAGAGUGACGUGUCUAUGGGUCUGCCAAUACAAUUCAAGGGUGAAGAUGCUCUCAGCUCAGAUCAUUGGAAAAGAUCAGAACCGGAGUCCAGCUGUGUGUCUAUGAAGAGUGACAACUCCAUGGGUCUACCAAUACAAUUUGGGAGUGGAGAUGCACAACCUGGCCUCAGCUCAGAUCAUCAGAAUAGAGCCGAACCAGAGCCCAGCUGUGUGUCUAUGAAGAGCGACAACUCUAUGGGUCUGCCAAUAAAAUUCGGGAGUGGAGAUGCACAACCUAGCCUCAGCACAGUUCACCCGAAUAGAGCAGAACCAGAGCCCAGCUGUGUGUCUUUGAAGAGCAACAACUCCAUGGGUCUACCGAUUCAAUUCGGGAGUGGAGAUCCACAACCUGGUUCCAGCUCCGUUCACCCGAAUACAUCAGAACCAGAGCCCAGCUGUGUGUCUUUGAAGAGUGACAACUCUAUGGGUCUGCCAAUAAAAUUCGGGAGUGGACAUCCACAACCUGGUCUUAGCUCAGAUCAUCAGAAUAUACCAGAUCCAGAGCUUUGCUUCGAACCAGCAAACUUGAAGAGUCGAGAAACACCACCUUGUCUCAGCAAUGAAGUCCUCAACAAAUUGAAAUCAAAUCUGACGAGGAGGUUUCAGUGCCUGAAUGAAAACACGGCAAAGCAAGGAAACCCAACGCUCCUGAACGAGAUCUACACAGAGCUCUACAUCACAGAGAGUCAAAGUGGAGAGAUCAACAACGAGCAUGAGGUCAGACAGAUUGAGGCACAAUCCAGGAGAUCAACAACAGAGGAGACACCAAUCCAAUGCAGAGACAUCUUUACACCUUUACUUGGACAAGACAAUCGCAUCAGGGCUGUGCUGACGAAGGGAGUCGCCGGCAUUGGAAAAACAGUAUCCGUGCAGAAGUUCAUCCUGGAUUGGGCUGAAGGGAAAGAAAAUCAGGACAUCCAGCUCAUAAUUCCACUUCCUUUCAGAGAGUUCAACUUGAUGAAGGGCAGAAAUGUCAGUCUCUUAAAUCUUAUUCAUGUUUUCUUCCCUGAAACUAAAGAAAUUGACAUUUCUGGUGAUGAUUGUAAAGUAUUGUUCAUCUUCGAUGGUCUUGAUGAAUGUCGUCUGACUCUCGACUUUAAACCGAGUGACACUAAACUGUUUAACAUAGCUGAAUCAGCCUCGGUUGACGUACUUCUGACAAAUCUCAUUGUGGGGAAUCUGCUGCCCUCCUCUCUGAUCUGGAUCACCUCCAGACCAGCGGCAGCAGAUCUCAUUCCCUCAGAGUUUGUUCAUCGAGUGACAGAAGUACGAGGCUUCAACGGACCCUCAGAAAGAGGAGUACUUCAGGAAGAGGAUCGGUGA